Malaya genurostris is the source of this 1407-nucleotide messenger RNA. Its product is annotated as BTB/POZ domain-containing protein 6-A-like. The transcript is spliced from 2 exons. NCBI's taxonomy places the organism in Eukaryota, Metazoa, Arthropoda, Insecta, Diptera, Culicidae. Gene Ontology annotation, biological process: neurogenesis. Gene Ontology annotation, molecular function: protein binding. The coding region runs from base 295 to 1386 and encodes 363 amino acids. The record is from RefSeq and is a predicted model, not a curated record. Gene Ontology annotation, cellular component: cytosol.
AUAACCGGCGCGCUGAUCAUCUUUUUCUUAAAUUGGCGGCGUGUCGAAAUUAUCGGCGGCGGCGGCGUGGCGCGGCGGCGCACAGCUCUAGUUCCGAUACCGUCCGCGCGAUUGCUUCCGUUUUUUUUGCGAUAACACAGCGACUGCCCGUCGCUAUUUCGAGUAGUUUCGCCCAAAUCCGUCACGAGCGAACAUCGCACAAAACAGAAUCAGUCAAAAACAAAACCCGUACAGUCGGCCGUUCGACCGGUCGAGACGUCAGUGAAUUUACUUCAAGUCCACCUGCAGAACAGCAUGUCAACUACGGAACCGGAGCGCCAUGGAAAGCCAAAGGAAAGAUCGAACCUACCGUUCAACGACGGCUCCAGUUCGGACGUGACAUUUUUGGUUGGCAGUCAACGAACGCCAAUCUACGCCCACCGUCGGUUUCUGUCCGAUUGUUCCGAGUAUUUCCGGGCAAUGUUCGGCGGAUGCUUUCGUGAGUCAACGGGAUCUGAUGUUUGCCUGGAAGAUGUCGAACCGGAGAUUUUCCUGGAAAUAUUACGAUAUCUCUACCGAGGAAAAAUUAAUUUGUCACCCGAAACUGUCCACGAUGUCUACACUCACGGCACGAAAUAUCUCCUGAACCAGGUUGUGGCUGCCGUAGGUGACUUCCUCGCGGAAACCACCGAUUUGAGUAAUGUCCUACAAAGGUUCACUCAAAAUCGCACCUACGGCUUUGAUGUCGUCGACAGACGAUGUCUUUCCAUCAUUUGGGACAAUCUUAUUUUCUGCUUUGACCACGAAGACUUCUUCAUGUUGAUCGAUCAUGAAUCACUUCGACUGAUCCUCAGUGGCCGCUCUAUUAACUGUACCGAGGUGCAAUUAUUACAACUUCUCGAAACUUGGAAAUCCUUUCACAAAACCGACAACACCGAAGACCUGAAGGCCCUCGUCCACGGAAUUAAGAGAUCCUACGGGUGCGAGCAGCUACUGGUUUUCGGGACCCCAACCGAACGAAAUUCGACCAGCUUUUCGUUCUCUGUCACAUCCGACUUGGAUAUCGAUCUGUUUGGUGUUGGAGUGUUCAUCAGAUCACCGGCCACGUCCAUCGUCGUUGAGUUGAGCAUCGGACAGGCCAAUCUACAGCUAGUGGAACGUAUGUUUCGCCAUGAAAAUCCUACCAAUACAGCAACCAUCAAUGUGGCCGAUUUGUUAUUCGGUAAAUUCACACUCAAUCCUCAGUGCAUUUAUUGGGUAUCGGUCAGAUUUUCUCCAUCGCUGAAACCAUUCGGGAUUCGUAAUGCCAAGGUAUUCCACGAUCGGAUCGAGCUGGCGAUACGGGAAAAGUCGUACGGCGCUGACGUUAUUUGUCCGAUCGCGCGUUUUCAUUACCGAGUGUGUUAAAAUAGGGGAAUAAAAUUUCGA